CCUGAGUGAUCCAGUUUAACAACAUAAAAUUUUCUAAAUAUUCAUCAAAUUCUUUUAAACUAUAAUUAAGUGCUGUUCAUAGUAAAUUUAUAACAUUGCAGCUAAUAUAACAGGCCCACAAAAUGAAUCGAAGGUCAGAGGAAGGAGUAAAAGCCAUAGAAUCCAGCAGAUCCGAAAAGAAGCACAAAAAGAAACAGAAGAAGGAAAAACACAAGAAAUCAUCAAAAUCAAAGAAGGAAAAACGUAAAAAGAAGCAUCGUCAUACAUCAGAAUCCAGUGAACAUCAAACUCCUCCAAAAAUCCCUGUCGUGUCCACAAUCAAUUUGGACGAUGAUAUUUCAGACAGUGAAAUUAAAAAGUCUAAAGAAAUCUUCUCAAAACUAGUUGGAAAGCGCGAAAACAAUGAGAAUGGCGAUUCAAGAAGCAAGAGACAAAAGUUAAUAUCCACAGAUCCUGACGAACUUGUAAAUAUUAUUAAGAAAACCAUAGAGACAUCAAAAAUACAAUCAACAACAGUCGUAUCGAGUGACAGUGAAGGAGUGAUUGAGGAAGACUGCGAGAGUCCUGAUGUUGCUGUAAUUGAGAAUGAUGACGAUGAUAUGAAUUUGGACGAGUUGAUGCGCCAAAAAGCACUUUUACAGAUGGCAUUAGAAAAUACAGUUUCAGAGAAUGAAGACACAAAUAAUAAGGAGGAAUCAACAACACCAAAAUUGGUCUUUAAAGGACAAAUUCAGUUUAAUAAAACUAAAAAAAUUGAGCGUAAUGAUGACGUUAUAUUGUUGGAUUCAUCGCCAGAUAACAAUAAAAAGGAACCGACUAAAUAUCAACGAAAAAGUUCAGUUGAAAAGAUAACAAUUAAAGAGUCUCAAAAACGAGAAUCGUCACCAUCACGCUUAGAUGACAGAAAGAGAAAUGAUGACAGACGUAGACGUGACAACGAUAAUCGUUAUAAAGAGGAUUUACGCCGAGAAAUUGAUCGUGAAAAGGAUAUGGAACGUAAAGAUAAAAGAAACGAUGUCCAAAGACGUCAACGAAGAAGAUCCAGAAGUAGAGAAAUGGAUGGAUCAAAAAGGUAUAAUGAAUAUGAUAGAAAUCGUAGAUCUCCAGAUAGACGUGACAUGUACAACAAUAGAGACAGACGUGAUAGACGAUUUUCACGUGACAGAGAUAGAGGCAGAGAUUUUGAAAGAGAUAGAGACACGAGACGUUACUUUGAGGCCAGAGAUAAGGAAAGACGUCGAGGCAAAAAUGAUUGCGACAAAUUUAAAGAUUCAUUAAGUGAAGGAUUAAAACAUGAUAAGAAUUCAAGUAGCAGUGACAGUGAAAUUCCCGAUAUAAAAUUAGACGACGAUGAAGAGGAUGAGGAAGCUAUUAUUGAGAAAAGAAGGAAGCAACGCGAGGAAUUACUUAAGAAAUUUGGAGCAGCAAGUGAGGACAGUAAUACAAUUCAGUCUGUUGGAUCAACGCCAGUUUUAAAGACAGAAAUUGAGGAAGAUGAACAGAUUUUCCUUGUUUCUCCGAAAAUGAAGGAAGUAGAAUCGAAGGCAGACACACCAGAAAUAUCACUAACACCACCAAUUGAGGAUUUAAAUAAUAAGUUAAAGGAACAGGAUGAUUCGAUUAAGGAAAAAGCAGCAAAAACUAAAGAAAAGGAGACGAAAAGAGGAGAUUGGGAUAUGUUUGCUGAGCAAGAUUUAGACUCUAAUUUCGAUUCUCCAAGCACAAUUGUGGCUAAUAAGCAGAGUGCUAGUGACAAUCCAGCUUUAACUGAUAAUUGGGAUGAUGCUGAAGGAUAUUAUCGAGUUAGAAUUUCAGAAAAUCUCGAUAAUCGUUAUAUUGUAAGUGGAUUUACUGGUCAAGGAGUUUUCAGCAACGUCGUUCGCGCAAAAGAUCAGGCUAGAGGAAAUGUUAAUGUCGCCAUCAAAAUCAUCAGAAAUCGCGAGUUGAUGCACAAGACGGGACUUCGGGAAUUAGAAUUUUUGAAGAAAUUAAACGACGCAGAUCCAGAAGACAGAUAUCAUUGCAUGCGAAUGUACAGGCACUUUUAUCACAGACAACAUUUGUGUAUGGUAAUGGAACCGCUAAGUAUGAAUCUUCGAGAAGUGCUGAAGAAAUAUGGCAAAAAUGUUGGACUUCACAUAAAGGCGGUGAGAAGCUACACCCAACAACUUUUGCUUGCUCUGAAGCUACUAAAGAAGUGUAAUAUUCUGCAUGCAGAUAUUAAGCCUGAUAACAUUUUGGUAAAUGAUAGUAAUUUAGUUUUGAAACUUUGUGAUUUUGGUUCUGCAAGUCUGAUAACUGAUAAUGAAAUUACGCCGUAUUUAGUUAGUCGGUUCUAUAGGGCACCUGAAAUCAUAUUGGGACUUUCAUAUGAUUUUGGAAUCGAUAUGUGGUCUUGCGGAUGCACUAUUUACGAAUUGUAUACCGGAAAAAUUUUGUUUAAUGGCAAGUCGAACAAUCAAAUGCUUAAAUGCUUCAUGGAUUUAAAGGGAAAGAUUCCGAACAAAGUCAUAAGAAAAGGACAGUUUAAGGAUCACCACUUUGAUGGUAACGGAAACUUCUUGUCUCACGAGGUUGACAAGAUUACUGAAAGGGAUAAAGUUGUCGUUGUGUCCGUGAUCAAGCCAAUUCGGGAUCUGCAGCAAGAGCUGGUAUCUCAAAAUCUUCCAGAAGAGCAAGUUCGCAAAGUGUCACAAUUGAAGGAUUUACUCGAUAAGAUAUUUUCAUUAGAUCCUUCAAAGCGUAUAUCUCUCAAUCAUGCAUUAUCACAUCCAUUUAUUCAAGACAAAAUUUAAGUCAGUUUUGUGUUGUGUGUCUCAAUGCACUUUUAAUGGAUCACAAACAUAUUAAGAGGUAAACCUCAGUGAAAAAAAUAAGUAAUAUUAAUAAAACAUUUUAAAUUUGUAUUUGAUUAGUGGAAAAUUAUUGGCCCAUAAAUUAGGGACAUCUUCCUUUUUUUUUUUGUUUAUUCUUGUAUGAAAAGUUUUUUAAAAAUAGUAAAAGAAGUUCAGAAAAGGUCAAUAUUUGAGGAAAAAUAAGUAAUAAAUUAUGUGUAGU
Messenger RNA from Chironomus riparius, 3057 nucleotides. The record is from the annotation of a GenBank genome assembly. Lineage: Eukaryota; Metazoa; Arthropoda; Insecta; Diptera; Chironomidae.